Molecule: messenger RNA, 2832 nt
Organism: Metopolophium dirhodum (rose-grain aphid)
Lineage: Eukaryota; Metazoa; Arthropoda; Insecta; Hemiptera; Aphididae
Gene: Gycbeta100B
Product: guanylate cyclase soluble subunit beta-1
Exons: 14
Coding region: 131-1966 (611 amino acids)
Biological process (GO): cGMP biosynthetic process; response to oxygen levels
Cellular component (GO): guanylate cyclase complex, soluble
Molecular function (GO): guanylate cyclase activity; heme binding
Source: RefSeq, a predicted model, not a curated record
UCGAUGUUCGUACCCCUCGUCAGUGUACGCUCGGCCAACAAAACUGCACGCAUGUGUUUCGCUCCGUUCCGUCGGGAAAUUAUUGUCGUCGAUCUUUGGGCGAGAUUUUAAAAGCGCACAUAAAAUCAAAAUGUACGGAUUCGUGAAUUACGCUUUAGAGCUGCUCGUGUUGAAAACAUUUGGCGAAGAGACGUGGGAAAAAAUCAAAAAAGAUGCAGAGGUUACAAUGGAUGGUCAGUUUUUGGUCAGACAAAUUUACGAUGACGAAAUUACAUACAAUUUGGUGUCUUCGGCUGCACAAAUUCUCGAGCUGCCCGCGAGUAGCAUAUUAGAACUGUUCGGGAAGAUGUUUUUCGAGUUUUGCCAGGAUUCCGGUUACGAUAAAAUCCUACAGGUGCUCGGAGCCACACCCCGGGACUUUCUUCAAAAUCUGGACGCUUUGCACGAUCACUUGGGCACACUGUAUCCGGGCAUGAGAGCACCGUCAUUCCGGUGCACAGAAAGGACAGAGGACGGCGCGCUCGUCUUGCACUACUAUUCCGACCGUCCCGGGUUGGAGUACAUUGUCAUCGGCAUUGUGAAGACCGUCGCCAGUAAACUGCAUAACACCGAGGUGGAAGUUGAAAUAUUACAAACUAAAGAGGAAUGUGAUCAUGUGCAGUUCUUAAUAACCGAAAAGAAUACCACGGGUCAACGUCAAAGCGAUCAAACAGCCGAAGUCGAGACACUAUCGCAAGAACCGAAAAUUAGUCCGGCCACGUUUUGCCAUGUGUUCCCAUUCCACCUGAUGUUCGACAGAGACUUGAACGUCCUUCAAACCGGUUGCACGAUCACCAGAGUAAUACCCAUGGUACAAGGGCCAGAACCAUGCAAAUUAACACAAAUCUUAUACCCCGUAAGACCUCAUUUGGAAUUGACAUUCGACAACAUUCUAGCGCACAUAAACACCGUGUACGUUCUGAACACGAAACCGGGAAUUAUGAACGGCGACUCCAACAACGGUUGUUCGAUAUCUCUGCGUCUCAAAGGCCAGAUGCUGUAUGUUCCGGAAACGGAUCUAAUGUUGUUUCUGUGUUACCCGAGUGUCGUGAAUCUGGACGAUCUGACCAAACGAGGCCUGUACAUCAGCGAUAUACCUUUGCACGAUGCCACUAGGGAUUUGGUGUUGAUGUCCGAACAAUUCGAAGCCGAUUUCAAACUGACCAUGGAUUUGGAAUUUUUAACCGACAAGCUCCAGCAGACUUAUAGGGAGCUGGAGAGCGAAAAACAAAAAACCGACAGGCUGCUGUACUCCGUGCUGCCGAUCAGCGUGGCGACAGAGCUGCGGCACAAGCGGCCGGUUCCGCCGAAAAGGUUCGAGUGCGUGACACUGCUGUUUUCCGGCAUAGUCGGCUUCAGCGACUAUUGUGCCGGUCACGCGGACUCGAAAGGCGCCAUGAAAAUCGUCCGGAUGCUCAACCAGCUCUACACGGCUUUCGACGUGCUCACCGACCCGAAGAAAAACCCAAACGUCUACAAGGUGGAGACUGUCGGCGACAAAUACAUGGCAGUCAGCGGACUUCCAGAACCUUGCGAAGAGCAUGUCCGGUGCAUUGCUCGGCUGGCUUUGGACAUGAUGGACCUCAGUCAUACGGUUGUAGUGGACGGUGUGCCUGUUCGCCUAACCAUAGGCAUACACAGCGGUGAAGUGGUAACCGGAGUGAUUGGUCACCGGAUGCCCCGGUAUUGUUUAUUCGGUAACACCGUAAAUCUAACCAGCAGGACAGAAACCACGGGCAUUCCAGGAAAAAUCAACGUCUCUGAAAACGCAUACAAUGUCCUGAAUCAGAGCAACAACUGGGACCCGCAGUUCGAGUUCACAUACAGGGGCCUGGUGCCGAUGAAAGGAAAACCGGAACCAAUGAAAGUUUGGAUUUUGACCAGGAAACGUGCAGACGACGAAAACACCGAAGCGUUGCAACAAUAAUAAUUAAUAAUAAUAAUAAUAAUAAUAAUAUAAGAAUAAUUAUAGUUCAAUUUUCUUCUUCGAAUUUCCCUAUACGGUUUGUCUGUCGUAGUUUAAAAUAUUGCAGAUGUAUGUCAUCGAAAGCAAACAACAUAUAAAAAUAGAAUAUUAUAUAAUUAUAAAAGUACCACAUAAACUAUAGCGUUUGUCAUUAUUAUUUUUUUUUUUUUCCACUUCGGAAAAAUCGAUCGUCCUUCGUGUUUCUCUCGGCUUUUGGUUUCGGUAUUUUGGCGCCGGAAUGUCAGAGAUCCCAUAAUAGUAUAACGCCGGCCGACUUGUCCUUAACAAUUACGUGUUAUUAUUAUCAUCAUCAUCAUCAUCAUCAUCAAACACGAAUACCGAACGGGUGGGCACAAUAUAAUAAUAAUAAUAAUAAUAAUAUGAUAAGACGUAUUAUUAUAAGUGAUUCUAUCGUUGAAGGACCGCGGCGGCUGCAGCGGCAGUGCGGGAAAAAAAAAAGUAGCCCAAGAUACCUGGCUGCCUACCUGUUGUUACUACCUAGGUACCUCACGUUAUUCCCGUCUGCCGCGUGUUUCCGCCGGUCUGGUGGGGCGUGUACAAACUGGUUUGCGCGAUCUCGUCCAUCCACGUCGGACUGGUUAGUGGUUACCGUCCUGUACCGACAGUCUUGUUCUUGGAAGAUCGCGUCGCGCGCGUCCACUCGUCUAGAUAUUUGGUAACUCCGUUUCGUGGUUGUUUCGUCGGCAAACGGUUUUUCGAUUUUGAUUUCGCAGGCAUAAGCGUUUGUUUUUUGUUUGUGGCCGUUAUUUUUUAUUAUUUUUUUUUCGUCCGAUACCCACGCAAAUCUCUUCACACACCUGUUUCAA